Ostrinia furnacalis (Asian corn borer) is the source of this 1488-nucleotide messenger RNA. Its product is annotated as glucose dehydrogenase [FAD, quinone]-like. Lineage: Eukaryota; Metazoa; Arthropoda; Insecta; Lepidoptera; Crambidae. The transcript has 4 exons. The record is from RefSeq and is a predicted model, not a curated record. Gene Ontology annotation, molecular function: flavin adenine dinucleotide binding; oxidoreductase activity, acting on CH-OH group of donors. The coding region runs from base 1 to 1488 and encodes 495 amino acids.
AUGUUCUUGGACGCGUUUUUGGCAAACAUCGCGAGAAUACAAUAUGCCUUGUCGACUCUGGCAGAGUUGCAGCUCACCGCUUUCAGAUAUCCACAGUCAGAUACUGGCAUACGAGAUGGAGCAACAUUUGACUUUGUGAUCGUGGGCGCGGGCUCAGCAGGCAGCGUGCUGGCCAACAGGCUCACAGAAGACCCGAGGGUGACGGUGCUGCUGAUAGAGGCAGGCCCCGACCCGCCCAUAGAGUCCAAUAUUGCAGGUUUAUCCCCUUACCUUUUAGAUUCAUACGUAGAUUGGACUUAUACUUCAGAUAAAGAUCCAGAAGCAUUUCCAUGUCUCGCAGACUACAGAUACCGCGCGCACCAAGGCAAAACGUUGGGCGGCUGCAGCAGUAUCAACGGAAUGUAUUAUGUUCGUGGACAUCCCGAAAAUUUCAACUUAUGGGCCAGAGUUGUAAACGAUCCGUCAUGGAACUACUCUAAUGUGCUUCGAUAUUUUAUGAAAAGUGAACGACUUGAAGAUGCCGAUAUUCUGAAUUCUGCUGAUGGAAAAUUCCAUGGCACUCAGGGAUAUCUUGCCAUCACCAAGGUCAAUAAUAGUGAUUCAGAAAUAUUCAAAGAAAUUUUUCAAGAAAUGGGAUACAAGGUCGUUCGAGACAUAAAUGGAAAUGACAAUAUAGGAUUCUGUGACCAAUUGGUGACAUUUGCAAGCGGUCUUCGUCAAAGCACAGCCAACGCAUUUUUGUCUCCCAUCAAAAAUCGCCCUAAUCUAUACGUUUUAAAGAAUACCCUCGCAACAAAAGUGAAAUUUAGUGGAAAUACUGCAACAGGUGUUGUAGUGACUGAUCAUGACAAUAAUACAUUUACAAUUUAUGCAAGAAAAGAAAUUAUAAUUUCGGCAGGAUCUGUAAGCAGUCCGCAGCUGCUGUUGCUAUCUGGGAUUGGCCCAAAAGAACAAUUGCAAAGUUUAGGUAUAAAAGUAAUAGUAGAUCUUCCCGUAGGAGAAAAUUUACAAAACCACCACAUCACAUUAUUACUGAUUCGCAUUCCAGAAAGUCCAACAUCAAUGCCUAGUUUGGAUCCGAAAGAGAAUCCAUCGAUUAGUGUCCGACCGUUUGCUGUGGAAGACGAUUUGGAAAACUUAGUGAGCAAUGUACAAGACAUAGGUCGGAUUGCAAAUACGAGUUAUAUGAAGAGUGUUGGAGCUGAGCUGAUAUCGUUGCCAAGUUGUCAGGAUUUUGCGGAAGGGAGCCGGGAGUACUGGAAGUGUUACGUGCAGUGCAUGAUCAGUUCAGGGUUCCACUUCGUUGGUUCUUGCGCGAUGGGCUCUGUGGUGGACAGCCGGCUGCGCGUGCUCGGGGUAAACAGACUGAGGGUGGUAGACUCCAGCAUCAUGCCUUACAUCACCAGUGGGAACACCAACGCGCCCUCCAUCAUGAUCGCUGAGAAAGCGGCUGAUAUGAUCAAGGAAGCCCACAAUAUGCGUUGUUGA